This is a messenger RNA of Daphnia carinata, 1511 nucleotides long. Its product is annotated as 8-oxo-dGDP phosphatase NUDT18-like. Gene Ontology annotation, molecular function: magnesium ion binding; 8-oxo-dGDP phosphatase activity; 8-oxo-GDP phosphatase activity. Lineage: Eukaryota; Metazoa; Arthropoda; Branchiopoda; Diplostraca; Daphniidae. The coding region runs from base 234 to 1244 and encodes 336 amino acids. The transcript is spliced from 7 exons. The record is from RefSeq and is a predicted model, not a curated record.
UGGUGCCACUAGUGGUCAUAGCUGACCAAGCCCUUCUUCGAACGGUAUAUCCUGUUUAGACUAUAGCCUGCCUAGCUGUCAAAAUCGAGAAAAAAUUGGGACAUUCUGUCAAUGUUCGGAGGGUAGUUGACAAAUCAACUAGUGGCGAGGAAUGCAUUAGUAGAGUAUAGCUAUACUGACGUAUUCUUUGAGAUACGUUUCCGGGAUUUUUUCACAUUCUAAAUGUCACAAAAAUGGAAAAUAUUGAAAAGAACGUGGUUCUUCUGUUGAAUGGAAAAGAUGCGGAAGAACCUCAAGAUUUCUGUGAUUUUACACUUGAAGAUCAAAAUGAAGCUGCCAUUUCUAAAGGUUUAGCACCUUCUGCACCUCCAGACUUUGUUCCAGUCUUGAGGCAAUCUGUGUGCUACGUGGUUAUGGCUGUUAUCAUAAAUGAGAAAAAUGAGAUCUUGAUGAUGCAGGAAGCAAAAAGUUCUUGUGCAGGGCAAUGGUAUCUGCCUGCUGGGAGAGUUGAACCUAAUGAGAGCAUAAUGGAUGCAUUUAAGAGAGAAGUCUUAGAAGAAACUGGUUUGACGGCUGAACCCUCAACUUUGUUAAUGGUGGAAUCAGCUGCUGGAUCCUGGUACCGGUUUGUUCUUGCUGGAAAUGUGACAGGUGGCUCAAUUAAACAACCCUCACAAGCAGAUUCUGAAUCUUUGCAAGCCAAAUGGGUUCAGAAUUUAGCUGACUUAAGCCUAAGAGCAGGCGAUAUCUUAUCUAUUGUUGAACAUGCAAGAUCCUUUAAAGUCCACCUUGAUACCCAUCAAGCGUUCCAUCCUUCCCUCCUUCCUACUCCGCGGUCAUACACAAAGUUAUUUUUAAGAUUGAUCAUUUGUGCCCGAAGAAAAACAAAUAAUAAGGUACACGUUCUAGUAUCGGAAAAGACAGCUGCGCAUCUGCCAGUAUGCGAAAUUCAUCCUGGACGAAGUUUACACGCAAUCCUUAAGAAAUUUAUGACGGAAAUGUUUGGUGCCGACUUACCCUCGCACAGGCCACAUGGAGUAUUAGCUUUGGGUCAUCAUUGUCAGCAACGACCAAAAAUCACGGAUGGCCUGUGUCUUACUUUGUUAGUUUCUGUCCGACUUCCGUUGGAAGAAGUUGGACUGAUUGAUAAAUAUUCCUGGUUUCAAGUGAAUUUGGAAGUGGCUGGUACCCUUCUGUCACGAAUGGGGAAAUUCCGCACUGUUCCCCUCAACGUCGUACGGUAAGCAUCCGGACUUCAGAAUCUGAUGCCUGAAUCUACUUCAAGAUCUUCCAACAUUUGUUAAUGUAUUGGCACACUAACCAUAGAGAUAAGAAGAAUAAUCCAAUAUUUGAAUAUAUUUAUUUUAUUGUUAUCGGCGAGACACAUUUUAAUGUUCUUACCAUUAUUCCGUCCAUUGGAAUGCACACAUUCUGUUUGUUUUUAUUCCAUGUAGUAUGACUUACAUUUACUGAUGAAUGUGAAAAUACACCAUUUGUUAUCUUCCUUCUAA